Messenger RNA from Colletotrichum navitas, 2272 nucleotides. Its product is annotated as Phytoene synthase. The coding region runs from base 279 to 2042 and encodes 587 amino acids. Gene Ontology annotation, molecular function: intramolecular lyase activity; geranylgeranyl diphosphate synthase activity. Gene Ontology annotation, biological process: biosynthetic process. The transcript has 3 exons. The record is from RefSeq and is a predicted model, not a curated record. Lineage: Eukaryota; Fungi; Ascomycota; Sordariomycetes; Glomerellales; Glomerellaceae.
AUGAGACGUUAGCGCCCCUGGCAGGCAGGCAGGCAGGAAGAAACCAGCUUUGCCGUCUGGAACGUACCUUCCCACCCGGCUUAGACAGAUACCGGUAGUAGGUCACGGAAAGAACGGACGAAUGCACGGCCGCUGCCGCUAGAAGACAACUCAUUCUUUUCUCUCAAAACACCACACAGCAGCUUCACCAUCUUGUUUUUCGCCCUCAAUGGGAUUCUGCUCAUCGUUGUGAACUCUCUUGGCUUUUUGGUUUGUCCGUAGGAGGCAAAACUCUCGCAAUGGGCUACGACUACGCGCUGGUGCAUGUCAAGUACACCAUCCCUUUGGCUGCACUGCUCACCGUCUUCUCAUAUCCCGUCUUCACGCGCCUGGAUGUCGUGAGAACCCUUUUCAUUGUCACAAUCGCCUUCGUCGCCACAAUCCCCUGGGACUCAUACCUUAUUCGAACCAGCGUUUGGACUUACCCUCCUGACGCAGUCCUGGGCCCGACCCUUUAUGACAUCCCUGUCGAGGAGCUCUUCUUCUUCAUCAUUCAGACCUACAUCACCGCUCAGCUCUACAUCAUCCUUAACAAACCCGUGCUCCAUGCGCAGUACCUUAAUUCGCCUGCGACCCUGCCGCAAUGGAUCAGGAGUGGAAAGCUCGUCGGCCAGCUUGCUCUCUUCGGCAGCGUCCUUCUGGGCACCUGGCUCAUCGCCAAGGAGGGCGAGGGUACUUACCUAGGCCUGAUCCUGGUCUGGGCAUGCACCUUUGCCCUCUUCACCUGGACAAUCACCGCCCAUUUCCUCCUGGCUUUGCCGUUGGCAUGCACUGUCCUUCCCAUCCUCCUGCCCACAGUGUACCUCUGGAUCGUCGACGAGAUGGCCCUAGGCCGCGGCACCUGGGCCAUUGAGAGCGGUACAAAGCUGGAGCUCCAGCUCUUUGGUAGUCUCGAAAUCGAGGAGGCCACCUUCUUCCUGGUCACCAACAUGCUCAUUGUCUUUGGCAUUGCCGCCUUUGACAAGGCCGUUGCCGUCUGUGAUGCUUUCCCCGAAAAGUUUGACAAGCCGGCCGAUGCCUUGGCCAUGUCUUUGCUGCGCGCCCGCGUCUUUCCCUCCUCAAAGUACGACAUGCAGCGCAUCUUGGGCAUCCGACAAGCUGCCGCCAGACUGGCCAAAAAGAGCCGCAGCUUCCAUCUCGCCAGUUCCGUUUUCCCUGGCCGUCUACGUAUUGAUUUGACCCUUCUUUAUUCUUAUUGUCGCCUGGCGGACGACCUUGUAGACGAUGCAGCAACCCCGGAAGAGGCAGCCGCCUGGAUCUCCAAGCUUGACCGUCACCUCAGCCUACUCUACAAAGAUCCCGACGCGACCUCGGCGCCCCUUGCCUCCAAGUACGCCGCCGAAAACUUCCCCCCAUCUGCUCUCUCAGCACUAGAUAUGCUUCCGACCUCCCUCCUCCCGCGCGAGCCCCUCGCGGAGCUCCUCAAGGGCUUCGGAAUGGACCUUAGCUUCAGUAACUCUGCCUUCCCUAUCGCCGACCCCGAGGACCUCGAGCUCUACGCCGCCCGCGUCGCCAGCACCGUGGGCCAGGCCUGCCUCGAGCUCGUCUUCUCCCACUGCCAACACGGCCUGCCUGAUUACAUGAAGGCGUACCUCCGCAACACGGCGCGCCAGAUGGGUCUCGCGCUGCAGUUCGUCAACAUCUCUCGUGAUAUCGCCGUAGAUGCAAAGAUCGGUCGCGUCUACCUCCCCACCACCUGGCUCAAGGAGGAGGGUCUGACGCCGGAGGAUGUCCUCAAGAGCCCCAAUAGCGAGGGCGUCGGGAAGGUGCGCCGCAGAAUCCUUGCCAAGGCCUUCGAGCACUACGGCGAGGCCAGAGACUCUAUGAAGUGGAUUCCAUCAGAGGCGCGCGGCGCCAUGAUCGUUGCCGUUGAGAGCUACAUGGAGAUCGGCCGGGUUCUGAUGCGUGACGGCGGCGCCGCGGCGGCGGACGGUAGUGGACGGGCUACGGUUCCCAAGUCAAGACGUAUUUGGGUCGCUUGGAGCACGUUGAUGGCCGCCUAGCCGGGUUAGCUUGAAUUGACCCGUGGCGUUUGUAGGCUACCCUAGCUGGAUUGCUCUCGCCAUCCCAUUUUCCUCCGUUCAGUCUCCUCACUUGCUCGCCCGAGUGGCAUUUUUCUAUAGGCAUUGCCAUAGACAGCAUGGCGUCCACAUGAUGAAAGUUCUAUGAAAUAAAGCGUUGCGACCACAAUUUAUUUAGAUCACCUUCUAUUUCCCGAUGCAAGAUUGGUGAA